Messenger RNA from Phragmites australis (common reed), 1559 nucleotides. Its product is annotated as protein POOR HOMOLOGOUS SYNAPSIS 1. The coding region runs from base 31 to 1404 and encodes 457 amino acids. The transcript is spliced from 10 exons. Lineage: Eukaryota; Viridiplantae; Streptophyta; Magnoliopsida; Poales; Poaceae. The record is from RefSeq and is a predicted model, not a curated record.
UCCUCCGCCAUCCUCAUCGUCGCAACGGCGAUGGCGGCCGCCGGCGACAGCAGCAGGGCGCUGAUCCCUUCGCGCGCGGCCUCCGCGGCGCCGCCGCGGCUGCGGCGGCAGAAGUGGGAGGUGGAGUACGCGCGCUACUUCGCGACGCCGCAGCGGGACCCCUCCACGCCCCCGCCGCCCGGGCUCCGCAACAUUAUCCGCGGCAAGCUCCGCCACCAGGGCACCUGGCUCCCCGCUGCCUCCCCCGCUUUGCUGUGCGUAUCCCGCCCCGGCCUCCCCUUCGCGGUCCCCAUCCUCACCGUUUCCAUCGGCGACGUCGCCUUCGAGGAGCACUUCAUGUCGAUUCUCAACUUCUCAUGGCCUCAGGUUACCUGUGUGACACAGUGCCCAAUCAGAGGUAGCAGGGUGGUGUUCGUGAGCUUUUGUGAUAAGUCCAAACAGAUUCAGAAGUUUGCUGUACGUUUCCCACAGCUCAGUGAUGCAGAGUCGUUCUUAAAUUGUGUGAAGGAAUGCUCAAGCAAAACCAUGGAUAUCAUACCAUCCGGAAGUGACUACAUGUGUGAAGAUUCAUCAGCAACUGAAUAUAUUGCUUCUAAAGGACUUCACCACAGGCCCGAUGAUGCUUCAAGCUUCGAGGAGCCAGCAUCAGAUCAUGUUACAGAGGCACCAGCGUUGAGCUACCACAAGGAACCAGAGCGGCCUGUUCUUGAACCUCUCCUUGCUAGAAACAUUGAUAACAUUUACUCUGGUUUCCCUCCUAGUUUCACUCACAUGCUGACAAAUUGUUCAACUGAGAGUGAGAAAGAUGCAGAGGAACCCUAUCCAGUGACUACAAACCAUGCUUCUCAAGAGGUGUAUGCAGUGGAUACUUCUCAUGAUAUUGCAGUUGCCACUAAAGAAACGACUGCUGAGAAAGGAAGGGAUACUGGUGAGGGAAUUGAUGCUAGUAAAGUAACAGGUGAUAUAAUGGCACGGAUAAAGACUUAUAUGACUGACGAAUCCUUUCAUGGGUAUGGUCAUGAUCGUCAGAAUCUGAUGUGCUGGUGUAACCGUUCUACUAUCAGCGGAAGUGCGUGCUAUGGUGCUGCUGCUGGUGCUGAGAGAGGGAUCUGGUCCGUUGCCCAUCAACCUGGGGAGAGGACCCAAGUGUUCAACUGCCAGCAAGGGUAUGGAACAUAUUGCUUGCUCCUGGGGUGUGGGGAAAGUAUGAAUGUCAGCUUGCCGUUUCGCGGUGGCCAUGGCAGAGCAAAGCGUGCCACGGUGCCUGCACUUGCUGGUGACUGUUCAGCCCGCCGUAGGAGGGUUCUGGCUUCUCCCAUCCGUCCGUGCAUUCUUCUCCGGGCAGGGGAACUGUGUGACGACAGUGAGAGUAUGGAAAGCCCAGAAAGCUGUGUCUUGGCUUGACAGUGAGAGUAUGGCAUGAUGAUGGCUUGGUGGUGCCUGUUAUUGGAACUUGGAAGUGCCAGGAUAGAAAAACAAUGGUGGUGAUGUUUGGAUGGCAACUGGCGCUAUUUAUGUUGCUUUCUGUGAUGUUCUACUAAACCACUAGUAUUUAUUUA